Mangifera indica (mango) is the source of this 570-nucleotide messenger RNA. RefSeq names its product (R)-limonene synthase 1, chloroplastic-like. The transcript has 2 exons. Gene Ontology annotation, molecular function: magnesium ion binding; terpene synthase activity. The record is from RefSeq and is a predicted model, not a curated record. Bases 73 to 540 code for a protein of 155 amino acids. NCBI's taxonomy places the organism in Eukaryota, Viridiplantae, Streptophyta, Magnoliopsida, Sapindales, Anacardiaceae.
GAUGUAGCAGAAGCAUAUCUCGUCGAGGCAAGAUGGUUCCACAGUCAGUAUAAAACAACACUAGAAGAAUAUAUGGCAAAUGCAUAUGUAUCAAUUACAGGCCCCGCAAUGUCAACUUUGGUAUACUUGUCUGCUACAAGCCCAAUAGUGGAAAAGGAAGUAGAUUUCAUAGAGAGCCAUCCACCUUUGGUGAAAUUGGCAUCCAAGGUUUUACGACUUCAAGAUGAUUUGGGAACUGCAACGGAUGAGUUAAAGAGAGGGGAUGUUCUUAAAGCAGUCCAGUGUUACAUGAAUGAAACUGGGUGCUCCGAGGAAGCUGGACGAGAACAUAUUCAACAGCUGACGAGGCAAUGGUGGAAGAAGUUAAAUUUGCUCAGAACUUCUAAAAAUUCUCCUAUACCCAAAAAUAUUACAGAAAUGAUAUUAAAUCUGGCGAGAUCGUCUCAUUUAGUGUAUCUACAUGGAGAAGAUGGACAUGGUGUUGAGGGCCAAGUGAUUAUGAAUGUCAUGACAUCAAUGCUUCUUCAGCCCAUUCCUUAGUUUGUAAGGCCAAAACAUUUAUAUUGUUUC